Phragmites australis (common reed) is the source of this 809-nucleotide messenger RNA. RefSeq lists its product as uncharacterized. Lineage: Eukaryota; Viridiplantae; Streptophyta; Magnoliopsida; Poales; Poaceae. The record is from RefSeq and is a predicted model, not a curated record. The transcript has a single exon. The coding region runs from base 13 to 726 and encodes 237 amino acids.
UAGGAAACACUGAUGGCAUCCUCCAAUAAAAAGUCCAAGCACGAGAAUAAGAACCAGCGAGAGCUGCACGCCAAGGCGCUGGAGGGCAUCGUCACCGCCAACAGCUUCUUCACCGCCGCCGUCUUCAUCGGCAUCAAUGGCACCAUGCUGCCAUCCCCGUCCAUCCCGCAACACUGUGUCCCAAGCGCCGACAUCAUCCAGAGCCUCUUCCUCUUCGAGGUGCUUUCGUUCAGCUUCUACCUCGUGUCAUCCCUCAUUGCCCAGGGGAUGAAGCUCGCCAUCGCCGGCCUCGAGGCCACUGACCCCGAAAAAAAAAUAAAAUACGAGGAGGAGCGACGACGACACUUGCCAUAUCCACCUCUGACGUCUGAAUGGGAUGCCAAUGUGCCACGACACUUGUCAUACCCACCUCCGACACCGGCAUGGGAUGUCAGUGUGCCGGUGAUGGCGUGGUCGGCUGUAGGGAAGGAGGACGGCGAGAAGACCAAGGAGGAGGAGGAGAAACUGUGGUGGUUCCGGAAGAUGAUGAAGCUGUCGGUGGUGCUGUCGGUGCUGGGGAGCUUCUUCUUGAUGCUGGCCAUGGUGGAUGUCAUCCAGCUCAAGCUCGGACUUCUGUCGUGCGGGGGCAUGGCGGCGGUGGGCGCGGUGCUGGUGCUGACGCUCCUCGGGCUCAUCGGCCUCGGAGUCUACGUCGGCAGCGUGGUCUACUCCCUUAGGGUGUACUAGCUAGCUUGCUAAUGCUAGCUAGAAAAGUGAUUAACUCAAAUGAAGGGUUCUCCAAGACUCAAGUCUUGUAUUAUCGUUGACUG